Molecule: messenger RNA, 624 nt
Organism: Kuraishia capsulata CBS 1993
Lineage: Eukaryota; Fungi; Ascomycota; Pichiomycetes; Pichiales; Pichiaceae
Exons: 1
Coding region: 1-624 (207 amino acids)
Cellular component (GO): RNA polymerase II transcription regulator complex
Molecular function (GO): transcription cis-regulatory region binding; DNA-binding transcription activator activity, RNA polymerase II-specific
Source: RefSeq, a predicted model, not a curated record
AUGGCCCGCAUCGCACAUCUCCACCAACUCCGCGUUCAGUCAACCAUCGUUCCUGUGUUUACUAACCUUUUUACAGCAAUGGAUUCACACAUUGAUCCCACUUUUGGCACUGAUCCUGUCAAGCCCAACCAACCUUCUGUUGAUGAGGUGGCUGCCGCGGCCGUAGCACAAUCGGUUGCACACUCCAUACAUCCUACUGGCCCGUCUCCUAAACGACCAACAUCCAGACCGCUAACACAGACCAAGAGAGCCCUUCAGAACAGAGUGGCACAGAGGAAGUUCCGCGAAAAGAAGGACAAGACAAUCAAGGAACUGAUCGACAAGGCUGCAAGGCUGGAUGAGCUCGAAGAGUAUGUCAAGGAGCUUAAGAGAGAGAACUACGAGUUCAGAGACUAUAUUUUGCGUUUGCAGGAUAAGCUGAUCCAAAAGGUGGAGAGUGAGAACAAAAACGGCAGUGGUGGUGCUGGAAACGGGAACGUUAGUCCAACAGGGCAGGGCUUUCCUGCUUCGUUGUUGAAACCAGCAGGUGCGGAAUCUGCCACUUCGUCUUUGUUGAAUUCGGUUUUGAGCGCUGAGAAUCCGUUGAACAGGCCUGAGUAUCUUUACAAGGACGACAAACAGUAA